AUGUCGACACGUUCUUCACUCUCAUCGGACUCGUCGUCCGAGGCGAGCGAGACCCAAGAACGUAUCCAUGCUAUCCAGACACCUGGAUUGGAUCAAGCACAGCAGGAGUACUUCGGUAACGAUGAUCGCCAUGCCGAUAUCAUUCGGACGUUCACGCGCGAUGAAGACCGUCCUGCAUUGGCUCACCUGGCAUCCCUUCUCACCAGGGGCGAAACCCGGAGGACCCGCGAAAGUGCUACACGACAAGGCACUCUGGAACGCAAGGAUACGCUUGCUGGAAUAGAGGAGGAUGACCCCGUUCUCGACCCCGGGUCCAGCCAAUUCGACUUCUACAAAUGGGUCAGGAUGUUCAUGCAUCAAAUGGAGACAGAUGGAAUCAAGCACAGGAGAGCCGGCUUCAGCUUCAAGAAUCUCACCGUCACUGGCACUGGUUCGUCAAUUCAUCUUCAGGAAGACUUAUCAGAUGUGUACAUGGCACCUGUCCGCAUCUUCGAAAAGAGCGGGAACAAGCAGGAAAAGAAAAUUCUCCGAGACUUUAACGGCGUCUUGAAGCACGGAGAAAUGCUGAUAGUGCUUGGCAAACCUGGCUCAGGCUGUACAACAUUCCUCAAGACGAUGACUGGCGAAACGAGAGGCUUGAAUGUCGCAAAGGAGUCCGUUGUGCACUACAAUGGUAUUCCUCAGGACAUCUACAAGAAAGAGCUCCGAGGCGAUGUCACCUACAACGCAGAAACCGAUCAACACUUUCCCCACCUUACGGUUGGUGAGACUCUCGAAUUUGCAGCGAAGGCGCGCACACCGUCGAACAGAGUUCGCGGGCUUAGUCGGAACGAUUUCGCUAAGCAUGUCACGCAGGUGGUAAUGACAAUCUUCGGUCUUAGCCACACAUACAACACCAAAGUCGGCAACGACUAUGUCAGAGGUGUCAGCGGCGGUGAGCGGAAGCGAGUUUCCAUUGCUGAGAUGGCGCUGAGCGGUAGCCCGAUUUGCUGCUGGGAUAAUUCGACGAGAGGUCUCGAUGCUGCGACAGCGCUUGAGUUCACGAAAGCUCUACGUAUCAUGGCCAAUAUUGGAGGCGCUACGCAAGCUGUAGCCAUCUAUCAGGCCAGUCAAGCCAUCUACGAUCUGUUCGACAAAGCCAUUGUGCUGUAUGAAGGCAGGCAGAUCUACUACGGUCCUGCUGGCGAGGCGAGGGCUUACUUCGAGGCCAUGGGGUACCACUGUCCGGCAAGGCAGACCACGGGGGACUUUCUCACGUCAGUGACGAAUCCGUCCGAAAGACGCGCGAAGGAAGGAUUCGAGGACAAGGUGCCGCGCACGCCUGAUGAAUUCGAAAAGUACUGGCGGGCGUCGGAGAAUUGCAAACGCGGCUUGGCUGAGAUGGAGGAGCAUGAAGGUGACUACCCCAUUGGUGCCGACGGGACCAUCGGAACAUUCAGAGAUGCUCAACACGAGGCACAAGCAAAGCAUGUCAGACGCAAAUCACCCUACAUGAUUUCAAUUCCUAUGCAAAUCAAGCUCUGCACGACUCGCGCUUACCAAAGGUUAUGGAACGACAAAACAUCGACGAUAACGAUCAUCGGCAGUCAGAUCAUCAUGUCGUUGAUCAUCGGCUCUAUCUUCUACGGCACACCAAACUCGACGGCAGCUUUCUUCUCCAAAGGCUCGAUUCUCUUCUUUGCCAUUCUCCUUGCUGGUCUCAAUGCCAUCACUGAGAUCAACGGUUUGUAUGAGCAGAGACCGAUUGUGGAACGCCAUGUCAACUUUGCCUUCUACCAUGCCUUCUCCGAAGCGAUCGCUGGUAUAGUCAGCGACAUUCCGAUCAAGUUCAUCACUUCGGUCUUCUUCAACAUUAUCCUGUAUUUCCUCGGUGGUCUCGAUUAUGACGCAGGGAAGUUCUUCUUCUUCUACCUGAUCACAUUCAUGACCGGUCUUGUCAUGUCUGCCAUCUUCAGAACUCUGGCAGCCGCAACCAAGAACAUCGCCACAGCACUCGCAAUAGCAGGCGUUAUGAUUCUUGCAAUCGUUGUGUACACUGGCUUCACGAUUCAAAGGAAAUACAUGCACCCAUGGUUCAAGUGGAUCUCGUGGAUCAACCCGGUGGCGUACGGCUACGAGUGUAUCUUGGCGAGCCAAGUCCAUGGCGUCCGCUACGAUUGCUCGACCCUCGUACCACCAUACGGUGUCGAUGUCGGACCCAAUAACUUCGCAUGCGCUGUGCAGGGAGCAGUAGCCGGCGAAACGACCGUAUCGGGCGACGCCUGGAUGAACACACAAUAUGGCUACAGCUUCAGUCAUGUUUGGCGCAAUUUUGGCUUCUUGGUCGCUUUCUUGCUCUUCUUCUGGGCUGUCUACAUUGCAGCCACCGAGCUCAACUUUGCUUCGGCGUCAAGUGGAGAAUUCUUGAUCUUCCGACGUGGACAUGUUCCAUCGUACUUGACAGACAGCCCAGACGAGGAGAACCCUCAAGCUGUGGAAGCAAAGCAAAUCCAGUCGGUCAGCUCAGACGACAAAACAAAGGACGACGAAGCCCUUAACGCCAUCCCAGCUCAGAAAGACAUUUUCACGUGGCGAGAUGUGGUCUACGACAUUGAAAUAAAGGGUGAGCCGAGGCGACUGCUCGACCACGUCAGCGGCUGGGUGAAGCCGGGCACGCUAACAGCUUUGAUGGGUGUCUCUGGUGCGGGCAAGACGACUCUCCUGGAUGUACUAGCACAACGGACCACUAUGGGUGUCAUCACAGGCGAUAUGCUGGUGAAUGGCAAACCACUAGAUGCUAGCUUCCAGCGAAAGACCGGAUACGUCCAACAGCAGGAUCUGCAUCUGGAAACGACAACCGUUCGUGAAGCAUUGAGAUUUUCCGCUAUGCUGCGGCAGCCGAAAUCGACUCCGAAGGAGGAGAAGCUUGCUUACGUUGAGGAUGUGAUAAAGAUGCUACAUAUGGAAGACUUCUCCGAGGCAGUGGUGGGCAACCCGGGUUCUGGUCUCAACGUCGAACAGCGGAAGUUGUUGACCAUCGGUGUUGAGCUUGCCGCAAAGCCUGCUCUUCUUCUCUUCCUGGACGAGCCAACAUCUGGUCUUGACUCACAGAGCUCUUGGGGCAUUGUAGCAUUCCUGCGCACUUUGGCAGACAACGGACAAGCAGUGCUGGCCACGAUCCAUCAGCCGUCAGCCAUUCUCUUCCAGGAAUUCGACCGCCUUCUCUUCUUGGCCAAGGGAGGCAAGACGGUGUAUUUCGGCGAUAUUGGCCACAACUCAAGAACUCUUCUGGACUACUUCGAGGGCAACGGCGCUCGCUCAUGCGGCUCUGAAGAGAAUCCUGCCGAAUUCAUGCUUGAGACUGUAGGGGCUGGUCCUGGAGGCAAACCUACAGCAGACUGGCCUGCGAUCUGGAAAGAAUCUCCACAGUCAAAGGGUGUUCAAGAAGAAUUGGACCGCAUCCAUGCCGAGAAAGCGAAGGAGCCUCCAGCCGGAGACUCUAACACAAACGCCGAAUUUGCCAUGCCUCUGAGUGCCCAGAUCAAGGAAACUGUCUACCGAGUAUUCCAGCAGUAUUGGCGAACGCCAGGUUACGUCAUGGGCAAGAUUAUCCUUUGCGUGGCGUCCUCACUCUUCGUCGGCUUCUCCUUCUUUCAGCCAGCAGACUCCUCCACCGGCCUCCAGAACUCUCUCUUCUCCCUCUUCAUGCUGGUCACCACCUUCUCAACCCUCGUCCAACAGAUUAUGCCACGCUUCGUACUCCAGCGAUCUCUAUACGAAGUCCGCGAGCGCCCUUCGAAAGCCUACUCAUGGUCCGCCUUCCUUAUCGCCAACAUCAUCGUCGAAAUCCCCUACCAAAUCAUCGUCGCCAUCCUGGUUUGGGCGUGCCUAUACUUCCCCGUCUUCGGCACCAACCAAUCCUCCGAGCGUCAAGGCCUCUUCCUCCUCUUCUCGAUCCAAUUCCAGAUCUUCACCAGCACCUUCGCCCACAUGCUGAUCGCCGCCCUCCCGGAUGCCGAAACAGCAGGCAACAUCGCCACAACUUUGUUCUCGCUCAUGCUCACCUUCAACGGCGUCCUUCAACCACCCAGCGCCCUCCCCGGCUUCUGGCUGUUUAUGUGGCGCGUUAGUCCCCUGACCUAUAUCGUCGGCGGCCUCGCCGCCACAACCAUCUCCGGGCGCCAGGUGACCUGCUCACAAGACGAACUCGCCAUAUUCGACGCCCCCAACGGCCAAACCUGCGGACAAUACCUGGAACAAUACCUCACUCAAGCACCCGGCCAGCUGUACAACCCCGAUGCUACCAACGGCUGCGAGUACUGCUCCCUCAGCAACGGCGACCAGUUUCUCGCCGCCAGCAGCAUCUACUAUGACCAGCGCUGGCGCAACUUCGGGAUCGGGUGGGCGUAUAUCGGCUUCAACAUCAUGGCGGCGAUUGCGCUGUACUGGUUCUUCAGGGUCAGGAAGCGGGGUGGUGGAGGUGGAGCGAAGGCGACAUUGGGGAAGGUGUUUUGGUAUAUUGGGAGGGCAGGGUGGUAUGUGAGGCAUAUGUUUGUGCGGCAUGGGGAGGGGUAUAAGGAGGAUGAGAAGAGGAAAGGGGUUAAUGAUAAGAUCUUUUGA
This is a messenger RNA of Cyphellophora attinorum, 4599 nucleotides long. Its product is annotated as ABC transporter CDR4. Gene Ontology annotation, biological process: transmembrane transport. Gene Ontology annotation, molecular function: ABC-type transporter activity; ATP hydrolysis activity; ATP binding. The record is from RefSeq and is a predicted model, not a curated record. NCBI's taxonomy places the organism in Eukaryota, Fungi, Ascomycota, Eurotiomycetes, Chaetothyriales, Cyphellophoraceae. Bases 1 to 4599 code for a protein of 1532 amino acids. The transcript has 3 exons. Gene Ontology annotation, cellular component: membrane.